CGUGAAUAUGGGAGAAAAUAGUUGCUUAUAUAAAAUAACGAAAAAUGAUCAACUCGGGCGUUACAUUAUCGCAGCAAAAAAUAUUAAACAAGGGCAACUGAUUUUGAAAGAAAAUCCCGUUAUAUUGUGUCCACAAAUAGGAGGAUGCACAAUAUGCUUCAACUGUUGCGCUCAAAUUAAAAAAGUGCAAUUUUGUUCUGAGUGUGCCGUUGCUGUUUUAUGCAGUUCAGAGUGCAAAGGUCAGUUUCACACCCCUCAAGAAUGCUCAGUUAUAAUAAAGAAAACCCCUAUCAAACGUGAAGAUCUGCUUACAAACCCGGAAAUCGUUACCCCUUUUCGAUAUUUACUGUGGCGCCACUUCAACAAAGAAUUGUUUCAAGCUGUACUUCAACUCGAAAAUCAUCUUGAGCUUCGCCGCGACUCGCAGAUUUGGCGAAGGACUCAUAUUAACGUGGAGAAUGUCUUGCAUGAGUUGAAAAUGGUGGAUGACGCCGAUUUAAAGAAUGAAAUAGUGCAGAAAAUUUGCGCCGUUCUUGAUAUUAACACUUUUGAAGUGAGGCAACCGCAGAGAAAUCGGUCCGGUUUUAAUCCGGGUGAAAAUUUGAGGGGUUUGUAUCUUAGUGCUGCAAUGAUGGCACAUGACUGUGUGGCCAACGUGCAUUUAGCUGUGGAUGAUGAGUUUGUCUUGUAUGUGCACGCUGCUGUCGACAUUCCUGAAGGGGCUCCUAUUCUUUUUAAUUACGCCAAUGUGCUGCAGGGUAACGAAGAAAGGCAAAGUCAGCUUAAAGAUGGAAAAUAUUUCUUCUGCAGCUGUUCAAGAUGUACAGAUCCCACAGAACUUGGUACCGAAAUGAGUUCUUUGAAAUGUCCUCGGUGCCAUAAAGGUUUUAUUCGACCGAAAUCAUGGCAGUGUUCACUUUGUCAACGCAUUUAUCACAGUUCCUUGAUAAAAAUGACGUUAGCGGAAUGUCGAAGACGAAUUGAUGAAAUAAGAUCACCGGACAUACGGACCCUUGAAAAACUGCUGCAAAAGCUUUCCUUUACUUUUCAUCCUCAUCACUACCUAAUUUUAGAGGUUGAACAAAAUUUAAUCGGACUGUACACUCAAAGCCCACCCGAGACUAAGAAUUUGCGGCGAAAGAUUGAAAUGUGCAACAAAUUUUUAGACAUAUUUCGGAAAAUUGAACCAGGCAUUUCUCGAAUUCAGGCAAUUGGUUUAUACGAACUCCAUUCUGCCGUCGUCAGUUUAGCUGAAAGAAUUUACAAGAGCAAGGAAACUGACAAAGAAGGCUUCAUGAAGAUGCUCUUACUGGCCGAAAGCACCCUUAAAAAUUCCAUUAAGUCUUUACUGUACGAGCCAGUUAAAAGCCCUGAAGGUCGACUAGCUCAAAACGCUCUUUCUGAAUUGAAAAUGUUGAGAGCAACCAUCAGCAACUUUCAGUCAGAGGAAAAGAAGGUGGAGAAAAAGAAAAGCAACAAGGGAAACAAAAAGAAAAAAUAAUUUUUAUUGGACUUUGA
Messenger RNA from Zophobas morio, 1518 nucleotides. Its product is annotated as SET domain-containing protein SmydA-8-like. Lineage: Eukaryota; Metazoa; Arthropoda; Insecta; Coleoptera; Tenebrionidae. Gene Ontology annotation, molecular function: protein binding. The record is from RefSeq and is a predicted model, not a curated record. The transcript has 5 exons. The coding region runs from base 8 to 1501 and encodes 497 amino acids.